Nematolebias whitei (Rio pearlfish) is the source of this 4618-nucleotide messenger RNA. It is a transcript of the gene stard13b, whose product is annotated as StAR-related lipid transfer (START) domain containing 13b. Gene Ontology annotation, biological process: signal transduction; actin cytoskeleton organization; regulation of Rho protein signal transduction. Bases 81 to 4430 code for a protein of 1449 amino acids. Gene Ontology annotation, molecular function: protein binding; lipid binding; GTPase activator activity. NCBI's taxonomy places the organism in Eukaryota, Metazoa, Chordata, Actinopteri, Cyprinodontiformes, Rivulidae. The record is from RefSeq and is a predicted model, not a curated record. The transcript has 17 exons.
AAAGAUGCCUGUCUUGCAUAUCAAGCAUAAGUACCAACCUGAAGAUUUAUGUUUUGCAUUAUGAGAAGCUAUAGAAUAAAAUGCCAAUGGAAGCUCCACAAGUGGUGAGUGUGGAGGAAUGUCCACCCUGGAAAACUUUACACAAUAUGGCUUUUUCAACUCAAGAGUCGUCAGUAGAAAGUGCUGCUACUUCAGCUAAUGGCUCACCUGAUCACAGAGAGGACAGUCCUAUUACUGAAGACCAAAGCUUGAUGGUAAAACCAGAUGAGGAUUUACCAAACCUUAACAAGGGUUGUAUUUGUGACAGUGUGGAACCUAUGGUGACUGUGUUCUUUCGAGAAUCUAAAGGAGCCCUUGGAGACAAAGCUCUUAGCUCAACUCAGCUUGUAGACAAUGUGUCUGUAUCCACUGCUUCCAUUAAAAAGUCUUGUUCUAGAUGUCCACCUCCUGCUUUUGCAGCAGACAUCCAGACAAACCAGACUGCUCAGAAGCCACCUGCCCUUACUCUAAACUGUAACUCUGAAUGUACAAAAAAAGAUUUCAAGAAGUUGGAACCUGUUUCAAAUGGACCCAUAUUCAGUCUAGACUCCAAUUCUGCCCCUGUGGUCCCUGCUGAAUUUGUUCAGGGAGAUCUGGAUCAUGUCGUGAGGCAAAAACAGAGCACCAUUACCUUCUCAGAGAACACCUGCUCCUCCAGCGCCAGCAGCCAUGUUUUUAGCUACGAAAGUUCUGAUGACGGAGAAUCGUCCCAGGAUGGGGAGAAAGAAGACGACGAUGACGAUGUGUUCGUAGAGCUGCCGUACAGUGAAGAUUUUUUCAUAAGCCCCAGUCGAAAAAGCACAGACAUGAACAAACAGAGGAGGAUCUAUUGUGUGGGUGCACAAGAAGUUGAUCGCACUUUAAGCAGCUCGGGUUAUGAGGCAGAGGCAGAAACAAGCAGCAAGGAGGAGUCUCCACAGGUCAAAUCUCCCUGGUCAGAGUCAAUGAGCCAACUAAUGAAGAAACUGGACCAGCUUAAUCAGGACAUAGAGGAAGCUCUGAGUGCAAACUCAUCACCGUCAGACACACCGUGCACCCCCCACAAGGAGCUGUGGGAUGGUGUUUCAAAGCCCACACUGAGCCAAACCCUGAAUGACAAAGCUCUUCAAGGACUAGAUGAAAGGGAUUGCCAGAGUCGAGAUAAAUCUUCUGCUUAUCGCAGCUCCUCAACGGGAAUAAAAACCAGAACCAAGAAGACAAUGUUCAACAAGAUGACCAACGCAGCAGGCGCAGAAAUUGAAGCAAAAGAGGCGUGUGACUGGCUGCGGGCAGCAGGAUUUCCCCAGUAUGCUCAGCUCUUUGAAGACUCCCAGUUUCCCAUUGACAUCACACCCGUGAAAAGAGAUCAUGACUUUUUGGACAAAGAUCUUGUGGAACCUCUGUGCAAGCGGCUGAACACUCUGAACAAAUGUGCUUCUAUGAAGCUUGACGUGAAUCUUCCAAAGAAAAAAAGUGAAGACUCUGAUGAAGACGACCUGUUUGCAAUCAGUGAUAAAUGGACAUUUGAGUGGAGCAGCCGGCGUUGGUCCAGGUUACAGGACAUCGACUCUCUGCUUCGGAAGCACAGAGAGGGCCAGACUUCCAAGAACAGCCUCCCCUUGAGAACCACCACCAGCAGUGAAAGUGUUCUGACGGACCUCAGUGAACCGGAGGUUUCUUCUUUGCACAGUGAAAGCAGUGCAGGAAGUGGUCAUAGGGGUCUCAGUACAGAGGACUCUGACUGCUCUAACCGCAUUUUCUCAGAUUCUGCUGCAAUGCCAGACUGUACUUCUCUCACAAUGCCUCACAUAUCCAAAGAAUUUUCUCACUAUGGCUCCUUACCUGAUAAACAUAUAAAGACAAGCCGGAUUCGUGCCAAAGACUUCCUUAAGCGCAUGGAGUUGCUGAGAUCUCGAGGAACCCUGGGAGGGGGCCGCAAGACAUUGAUCAUCAGUGCUCCCGUAAUGCAGCAGGAGGCCCAGGCACUGAAGAGACUGCAAUGCGUUGAGAUCAUAAAUGGAGACGAUGGGGCUCCAGAACCACCUUUCAGCAAAGUUCUACAUCCCCAGUCUAGUAGUGAAGGUAGCAGCCAUUCUAGUGACAGCACAGUCAGCACACCCAGUCUGAAAGAACGCAAGACUCAUCGAGCUGACCACAAGCGCAGUGGCAUGUAUUUGGAGGACAUAGAUAUUUUCUCAGGCGUCCAAGUUGCAGAACAAAACCGCAGAAAUGAAUUUUGCUCCUAUGAAGAGUUGGUGGUCCACAUUCCCAAAGACCAUAAACCAGGAACUUUUCCCAAAGCACUGUCCAUUGAAAGCCUGUCUCCAGCCAAUGGAGCCUCCAUUAACUGGCACACUGGCAGCGUGCACUUGGACUCCCCACUAAUUUCAUGCAGACAGGAAUCCAGAGCUGUCACCCAGUGCUGCUCCAGAGGUAGUCGUAUCAGUGUGUACGAUAAUGUUCCUGGAUCACAUCUCUAUGCUAGUACUGGAGACUUAAUUGACUUAGAGAAAGAGGACCUAUUUCCUCACCUGGAUGACAUACUGCUGCAUGUCAACGGUCUUCAGCAGAUUGUAGACCACUGGUCAAAAAACAUUUUACCUGGAAGAGAGGGGGUAGUCGGCAACAAAGAGGAGACUGUAGGCUUUCAGUCCUCCAGUCAGAUCACAUUGGACUUUGAGGGAAGUUCAGGCACAGAAAGCCAAACUACACCUGUUGAUGGAGACAGAGACAAAGUGUCACUAGCUGAGACAGAAUCAACAAAGUUCAGGGAAAGGAGGGACUCUGGCGUUGGUGCUUCUCUCACAAGACCCAAUAGAUUACGAUGGCCCAGCUUUCAGAUAUCCAAUCGCUUAAGUCACUCAGUGGCAUCUCUGCAGAUUACAAACCAAACAGCAGGCCAGCUGAGUUUGCUACAGAAGUUUUCUCUGCUGCGUCUUACUGCAAUUAUGGAAAAGUACUCCAUGUCAAACAAGCAUGGCUGGACUUGGUCUGUGCCAAAAUUCAUGAAGAGAAUGAAGGUACCAGAUUACAAGGACAAGAAUGUGUUUGGAGUGCCGCUCAUAGUGCACGUGCAUCGUUCUGGACAGCCUUUGCCCCUCGGCCUGCAGCAGGCCUUGCGGUACCUGAGGAGCCAGUGUCUUGACCAGGUGGGCUUGUUUCGUAAAUCAGGGGUGAAGUCCCGAAUUCAGGCUCUGAGGCAGAUGAAUGAAAAUUCUCCAAACAAUGUGAACUAUGAGGAUCAGUCUGCCUAUGACGUGGCAGACAUGGUGAAGCAGUUCUUCAGGGAUUUACCUGAGCCCCUGCUCACCGGCAAGUUGGGGGAGACUUUCCUCCAAAUAUACCAGUAUGUGCCAAAGGACCAAAGGUUACAAGCUGUUCAGGCAGCCAUCAUGCUGAUGCCAGAUGAAAGCCGGGAGGUGCUGCAGACACUCCUCUGUUUUCUCAGUGAUGUCACUUCCUCUGUGGAGGAAAAUCAGAUGACACCCAUGAACAUUGCUGUGUGCCUGGCCCCCUCCCUCUUCCAUCUCAACAUAAUGAAGAAGGACAAUCUCUCACCAAAAGCCAUGCAUAAGAAGUAUACCACAGGCAGACCAGACCAGAAAGAUCUGAAUGAAAAUUUGGCAGCAACGCAGGGCCUUGCUCAUAUGAUCAUAGAGUGCAACCGUCUCUUUGAGAUCCCUCAUGAAAUGGUUACUCAGUCGCGCAACUCCUAUGUGGAAGCUGACCUGCAAGCGCCAACAAUUGAUGAGUUGUGCAAGCAGCUGGAGGAUGACAAUGGAUCAUACCAAACCCAUAUGGAGGGGAGACUUCAGAGUUUGCUGAAAGAGGCACGAGAAAAGUCUAAAUACUGGGUAUCAUGCAGCAGCUCGGAUAACACAGAGCUCUUCUAUAAAAAGGUGGGAGAUGGAAACCCUUUGAGACGUUGGCGAGUGUCUGUGGAGGUGGAAGCACCACCCUCUGUUGUGUUGAACCGGGUGCUGAGAGAGCGCCACCUGUGGGACAUGGACCUGCUUCAGUGGAAAGUGUGCGAGACUCUGGACAAACAGACCGAGGUGUUUCAGUAUGUCCUCAGUCGCAUGCCUCCUCAUCCCAGCAGGGACUUUGUAGUUCUCAGGUCUUGGAGAACAGACUUGCCCAAAGGUGCUUGCUCACUGGUUUCAGUAUCCAUAGAGCACGAGGAGUGUUCUCUUAUAGGAGGUGUACGAGCUAUAGUCCUGGAGUCCAACUACCUUCUUGAACCUUGUGGCUCUGGAAAGUCCAGACUAACUCACAUCUGCAGAGUGGACUUAAAGGGAAGGACGUCAGAUUGGUACAACAAAGCCUUUGGUCAUCUUUGCGCUGCAGAAGCUGCUCGGAUCCGUAACUCCUUUCAGCCACUAAUCACAGAUGGACCAGAAACCAAAAUCUGAAAUGUUUUGUUCUGUCUGUUAAGCUCUGACAUCAAGAUUGAGCCUUUGGGUCACUGCUAACAGGCAGACACAUAAACACAGACAAUGCCCCAGAACUAAAGCACAGUUUUUGUUUUGUUUUGUUUGUUUUUUUAUGUACAAAUGCUCUGAAAAUAAUUUCAAGCCUCUGUACUUGCACAAUGACAAAG